Messenger RNA from Fusarium vanettenii 77-13-4, 758 nucleotides. Its product is annotated as 60S acidic ribosomal protein P2. Gene Ontology annotation, molecular function: structural constituent of ribosome. Lineage: Eukaryota; Fungi; Ascomycota; Sordariomycetes; Hypocreales; Nectriaceae. The record is from RefSeq and is a predicted model, not a curated record. Gene Ontology annotation, cellular component: cytosolic large ribosomal subunit; ribosome. Gene Ontology annotation, biological process: translation; cytoplasmic translational elongation. The transcript has 3 exons. The coding region runs from base 103 to 435 and encodes 110 amino acids.
UACCUAACCAAAGGACUCGAAGGCUUCAGUCUCCGCCCAACUUGCGGUUAAAUUGAUUGAUUUCUCGUGUUCUCCUCUGACUCCAGAAAAACCACAUUCAAAAUGAAGCACCUCGCAGCUUACCUUCUCCUCACCCUCGGCGGCAACGCCUCUCCCUCUGCCUCUGACAUCAAGGCCGUCCUUGAGUCUGUUGGCAUUGAGGCUGACGACUCCCGCCUCGAGACCCUGAUCUCCGAGCUCAAGGGCAAGGACAUCCAGGAGCUCAUUGCUGAGGGCUCUGAGAAGCUCGCUUCCGUUCCCUCCGGCGGUGCUGGUGGCUCCGGUGCCGGUGGUGCUGCCGCCGGUGGUGCCGCCGCCGAGGAGGCCAAGGAGGAGGAGAAGGAGGAGGAGGCUGAGGAGUCCGACGAGGACAUGGGCUUCGGUCUCUUCGACUAAGCGGUCUAUCUCUAAAGACUCGCACGGUUACGACACCUCACGAAUUUCGGAGAAGCUCACGCGCACAACGGGUUGUUGGUCGACUCCUACAUGUCUUUUUUCGGCGUGCAAGGAUUGGCUGCUCAUGGCUGGAUUGGGUCUCUCUAAGGAUGGGAUAGAUACGGCAUGGGGAAUUAAAAAAGGCGGUUCGGCUCUUCGAAUACUUGGUCCUGAUUCUGUGAAUGUUGGGUGUGUGGCAUCCCUGUGAUCCUUCAAGUCAAUUUUGAUCUCGAAGGUGUGUCGCCGUCUAAGCCCUGUUACAAGGUAUAGGGUUGUUCACCUUU